CUUUACUGUUUAAUUUUGGGCCUGUCAGGUGGACAGUAUCCGUUCACCUGCGUUCACCUGUAAUCGUAUCUUUGUAGGUGUGAAUUAUAUGCAUAUGAAGACUGAUCUUGAUCUGAAACAAACGGGAAUCGACAGAACGUAUCCCGCUCGAGUUGGAAAGGCUAGAUGGCAUCAUCGAAGAGUUUGUUAGGUUAGAGGCGAAUCGAUUUCAUGAUGAGGUCAGUCAUAUGGGACAACAUGGAUUUGGUCAAAGCCAAGAAGGCAAAGUACAAUGUAGACAAAAUUUAUAUGGAUUUGGAACUACUUAAAAAGCGGAUAAACUACUAUGUCUACCAUGAGGAAGACAUGAAAGCAGAGGAACUAAAGAGCAAUGGGAUCAACAAGUUAGCAAGAAAAAGGAGACGCUUGUCAGUACAGUACGAAAAAUUAAAAAAGGAUUUACUGUUUUAUGAGAGUAUAUAUGAAAAGGCAUUAAUGAAGCAGGUGAAGAACCUGAGAAGAAAGAUUACAGAAGGUAAAAUAAAGUUGGAGGAUCUAAAAGAAAAAUGUAAACAUCUAGACGGGCAGAUGCACAAAAUAGCGAGAAAAUGGGCUUCGAUGAGGAGAGACGAGAAAACGGAUAAACAUUUGGAAGAAAAAAACUUGUUGAUUAAUGGUGAAAAUAAAAUGAAAUUGAAGUCAAAUACGGAAUCAGACGGAUGGAAAAUGACAUCAAUCUCCAAACGGAAAUGUCCGAGAAUUAAUGGUAAAAUUAAGAUUAAAAUUCAAAGGAAUAAGAAAUCCGGUGUUUCAAAAAUGUUUUUCAUUAAUGACGGUAAGACGCAACGAUCGUUUUGUGAUUUGAUGAAAAAGAAGGAAAAAAAGCCUUUGCAUUUACAAGAAUGUCGAAUUAUGCUACAGAAGUUAACGGAAGAGGAGACAAAACUGUACACCAACGGAAAACAUUUGGUUGAACAACCAAGGAAAAAUCAAUAUAUAUCGCAACAAUCUUUAUCGCAAUCGAGUGAAAGUAGGUCGGUAAAUAGUAAACCAACCUGGCGUAUUAGGAUUCCGAAGUCAGUUUUGAAUGAAAGUCAGAAUGAAAUAGACAAUUCUAAUUCAAAUGAAUCUAGCAAUCCAAUGCAUAUCAUGCGGACUCGCACAUCUUACCGCUAA
This is a messenger RNA of Dufourea novaeangliae, 1155 nucleotides long. RefSeq lists its product as uncharacterized. The transcript has a single exon. The record is from RefSeq and is a predicted model, not a curated record. Bases 211 to 1155 code for a protein of 314 amino acids. NCBI's taxonomy places the organism in Eukaryota, Metazoa, Arthropoda, Insecta, Hymenoptera, Halictidae.